Molecule: messenger RNA, 2813 nt
Organism: Myripristis murdjan (pinecone soldierfish)
Lineage: Eukaryota; Metazoa; Chordata; Actinopteri; Holocentriformes; Holocentridae
Gene: cnot10
Product: CCR4-NOT transcription complex, subunit 10
Exons: 19
Coding region: 199-2430 (743 amino acids)
Biological process (GO): mRNA catabolic process; negative regulation of translation
Cellular component (GO): CCR4-NOT complex
Molecular function (GO): protein binding
Source: RefSeq, a predicted model, not a curated record
ACAAAGUGCCCUAGUUACCCACAAACAAGAAUCUGUUUGGAGCGGACAGAUUUCGGCUACAUAUCUCCGUGUCAAACAGUGGUGCUGAAGUCUUUUCUUACAGUUUUUUAUUUCGCUUCGUCAGUCAACGUGAUUUAAGGAUUAUUCAAACUUUACUGCAAAUUUGUCAUUGGUAUUUCCUAUUUAAAGGACCCAGACAUGGCAGAAAAUACUGAACAAAACGAGGCAAAGCACGACAACUCAUCGUCUCCAGGAAUGACAGACCAAGAGAAAGAAAUGGCAGCCAGUGCAUAUGAAGCGUUCUCGGCUGGGAAGUAUGACGAGUCUCUCAAACACCUUGAGACCCUACAAGAGCUCAACAAAGAGGACUACAAGAUUGCAAUGAAUAAAGCCAUUGCUGAAUUUUACAAAAGUGGUCAAACUACCACAGGGACCUUGAAGCACACCCUAAUGGCGAUGAAAAACCAGGUUCACACAUCAGUGGAGGACAUUGAUGGUUUGGAUGAUGUUGAAAAUAGUUUGCUGUACUACAAUCAAGCAAUCAUUCACUAUCAUAUGCGGCAGUACUCUGAGGCGAUCUCAAUAGGAGAGAAACUCUACCAGUUUCUUGAACCGUUUGAAGAAAAGUUCGCUCAGGCGGUGUGCUUCCUGCUGGUGGACCUCUACCUGCUCACCUUCCAGCCAGAGAAGGCCCUCCAUCUCCUCGCUGUGCUGGACAAACUCUCAGUACAAGGAAACAACAAGAAUGGGAAAGGAGAGAACAACAAUUCAAACAAAGAUGGGGCAAACCAGAAAGCAGAGCUCAUGGCCAUGAUUGAGGCAGCCAAAUCAAAGAUGCACCAGUACAAAGUGAGAGCCUACAUUCAGAUGAAAUCAUCCAAGGCAUGUAAAAGGGAGAUCAAAUCAGUGAUGAACACAGCAGGGAAUUCUGCACCUUCACUCUUCCUUAAGAGCAACUUUGAGUACCUGAGAGGAAACUACCGGAAAGCAGUGAAGCUGCUUAACAGCUCUAACAUUGCAGAGCACCCGGGGGCUCUAAAGACAGGUGAAUGUGUGCGAUGUAUGUUCUGGAACAAUCUGGGCUGCAUACACUUUGCAAUGGGGAAACAUAAUCUAGGCAUUUUCUACUUCAAGAAGGCCCUGCAAGAAAAUGACCACACGUGUGCACAGCUGGGAGACGGCAGCAAUGGGCAAUCUAAGAAGUUUGCAGGUAUCCCCAUGUGUGCCCUGCUAGCUAACAAGCGCUAUGAGCUGCUAUAUAACUGUGGAAUUCAGCUGCUGCACAUUGGCAGGCCUCUGGCAGCCUUCGAGUGUCUGAUGGAGGCAGUGCAAGUUUACCACUCCAAUCCUCGGCUGUGGUUACGGCUGGCAGAAUGCUGCAUAGCUGCAAACAAAGGGGGCUCGGAGCAGGAGAGUAAAGGUUUACCUUGUAAAAAGGGCAUAGUUCAGUCUGUUGUGGGUCAGGGUUACCAUCGCAAGAUUGUCUUGGCAUCACAGUCGACCCAGAACACUAUUUACAGUGAAGGCCAGUCAGCAGCUAUCCCAGUAGCCAGUAUGGAGUUUGCAGCGAUCUGCUUGAGGAAUGCUCUGCUCCUCCUUCCUGAACACCAGCAGCAGGAGACCAAGGCCGAGAACGGCUCCAAGAGCUCCAGCCAAUCAGGAAGCACAGAGAGCGGCAGCGAAAACAGCGAUGCCUGCAGUGGGAAGGGUCAGGAGGCAGAUAAGUUCCUGUCUGCAGCCCCAUCGUCUCCUCUUAGAAAACAAGAGGUAGAGAACCUCAGGUGCUCCAUCUUGGCCUGUAGUGCCUAUGUGGCAUUGGCAUUGGGAGACAACCUCAUGGCUCUAAACCAUGCAGAGAAACUCCUCCAUCAAACCAAGGUCUCUGGAUCCCUCAAGUUCCUGGGUCACCUUUAUGCUGCAGAGGCGCUCAUCUCUCUGGACAGGAUCUCUGACGCAAUUGCUCAUCUCAAUCCUGAGAAUGUCACUGACGUUUCACUGGGGGUGUUGACCAGCGAGCAGGACCAAGGAUCAGACAAAGGGGAUGAGCCUGUCGAGUCCUGGAAGCAGACCCCCCUGUGUUACCCCAGCAGUGUAACGUCAGCUCGGGCUAUGAUGCUGUUCAACCUGGGCAGCGCCUACUGCUUGAGAAGCGAGUAUGAGAAGGCCCGCAAAUGCCUGCAUCAGGCUGCAUCUAUGGUGAACACGAAGGAAAUUCCUCCUGAAGCCAUUCUGCUUGGAGUCUAUUUAGAACUGCAGAAUGGAAACACACAGCUGGCCCUGCAGAUCAUCAAACGGAACCAGCUCCUCCCCACAUCGGUCCAGACGGCUUCGCCUGACUCGCGGAAGAAACCCGUCCAGUCCUUCCAGUCUGUGCAGCCCAUCCAGCCCAUCCAGAUGCCCUCAUCUUUCACACAAGUGCAGCGCAAAUGAGCCUCUAAACCCUUAACACCCCCCCACCCGCUAUCCACAACAAACAACACACACACACACACACACACACACCCCUGUGGACCCACCAUGUUAUUUAUAAUGCUGCUUCACUGCAGCAUCGACAGCCAUAUGAAAUGCAGAGAUCUGGUGUGGAGAGAGAGGAUGAUGAUUGUCACGCUGACUCCUCGCACCGCAGAACAGUCUGAGGAGACAAAAGGUUUUCACCACCAGCAAUGUCCAUCGACUGAGCAGAACUGGGAUCACUCUGCUCUGAGUUUUUACCUUCUAUUUGUUGACCGAGGCAUCUGUCAGUGAUGUGCGUUGUCUGAAUCUGCUCUGUGGGAAGUGACAUAUGGAAAAUAAAUUUUAUUUACAAUAUAAAA